UUCCUGGUGUCACCCGCAGAGGGCGCCGGCCGCCGAGCCGCCCGCAGAGUCGCGAGGCCGGAAGGAGCGCGGCGCCGCCCCACUCGUCCCAGCCGCCGCCAUGAAAGCCGUGGUGCAGCGCGUCACCCGGGCCAGCGUCACAGUUGGAGGAGAGCAAAUAAGUGCUAUUGGACGGGGUAUCUGUGUGUUGCUGGGUAUUUCUCUGGAAGAUACACAGAAGGACCUGGAGCACAUGGUCAGAAAGAUUUUAAACCUGCGCGUGUUUGAGGAUGAAAGCGGGAAACACUGGUCGAAGAGUGUGAUGGACAAACAGUACGAGGUGCUGUGCAUCAGCCAGUUUACCCUCCAGUGUGUCCUCAAGGGCAAUAAGCCUGACUUCCACCUGGCAAUGCCCACGGAGCAGGCAGAGAGCUUCUACAACAGCUUCCUGGAGCAGCUGCGGAAGACAUACAGGCCGGAGCUCAUCAAAGAUGGCAAGUUUGGUGCCUACAUGCAAGUCCACAUUCAGAAUGAUGGGCCUGUGACCAUAGAAUUGGAGUCCCCGGCUCCUGGUGCUGCUACCUCUGACCCAAAGCAGCUGUCAAAGCUUGAAAAACAGCAGCAGAGGAAAGAAAAGACCAGAGCCAAGGGGCCUUCUGAGUCAAGCAAAGAGAGAAAUGCCCCCCGAAAAGAAGACCGCAGCGCCAGCAGUGGGGCAGAAGGUGACGUGUCUUCCGAGCGGGAGCCGUAGACUUAGGGAUGGAACUCAGUGCAUUAUCAUUGGGCAGAACUGGAUCCUGAAAAAUUCAUGAAAGAUGCUGAGUACCUACACUGCUUUAAGAAUCUGGAACUGAAUCAUGAAAAGACAGAAAUAAGAAAUUGGGACCCCGAGUAGCCCUGCAGAAACAAAGCAGAACAAAACAACAACACCAAAGGAAUGACACCGUUUUCUGUUGUUGCUGUGGUCUAAUAGCAGAAGUGGGUGCUGGCAGUGCAGGGGCCUGCACCCCAUGCACAUGGCAGCAGGGCAUACACCUAUGCUUCCCCCAUGCAAAGACUGCUGGUUCCUGUGAUUUCUUGGCUUGCUUUUGAAACAGGCUGGCCCAACAUCAUUUGUCACCGAGUCCUCCCUUCACAUGUGUCCAUGAUGGGUCUCAACUGCAUUCACGCUGUCCAUGUUCUUCCCAACACUAGCUAAGUCAGGGCCCGGGUUAGGGUGUAAAGAGAACAAAUAUCGGUGAUAAUGUAUUGUGUAAGACCUUUGCAUCUUGUAAAUUUUCUCAUUUUUCUAAAAAGAAAUAAUAAAAUCCUAAACCCCAACAAACCACUUUAUUAUUAAACAAA
Molecule: messenger RNA, 1323 nt
Organism: Callorhinus ursinus (northern fur seal)
Lineage: Eukaryota; Metazoa; Chordata; Mammalia; Carnivora; Otariidae
Source: RefSeq, a predicted model, not a curated record